Gongylonema pulchrum is the source of this 411-nucleotide messenger RNA. The record is from the annotation of a GenBank genome assembly. Lineage: Eukaryota; Metazoa; Nematoda; Chromadorea; Rhabditida; Gongylonematidae.
AUGACAUGUUUCAGUUUGGUGUGGCAGCUUGUUAUUAGCAGUACAAUUGGCUACGGAUGCAUUGUUGAAAUGUACCAGACGGUCAAUUAUCGCAGGCCAGAAGCUGCUCCUUUGCUGGUCAAAGUGACCAUGCGCAAAAAGGACAUGCUGCUGUUGCUUUAUUUAUUACCGCCCAGGCAAGUGUUGGCAAUGAGACAGUUCACGCAAAAGCAAAAGCCGUUGAUGGAUUUGACACAAGCUUGCGCUGGCAUUGGAACUGGCACGGAUGCUGUUGGUGCUGCUGGCACUGGUACCGAGAGCCUCAGCAGGGAUUUCGGUGUUUCAGGGACGAGUUUAAACGGUAGAACUGGUGGCCUGAGCAGUUCCAGGGAUGCUAAAGCAUUCGGCGCCGGUGGCGGUGGCCUCAGCUGA